Messenger RNA from Spodoptera exigua (beet armyworm), 857 nucleotides. The record is from the annotation of a GenBank genome assembly. Lineage: Eukaryota; Metazoa; Arthropoda; Insecta; Lepidoptera; Noctuidae.
GUGGUGCCCGAAGCUCGCCUCAACCUGGCAGGGUAUAGACUUCGGAACAGAGAGCCGGUAGAAGCUCGGACUCUUCUGGAACCACUGCAGCCCACCUCACCGUUACACUACAUCCUAAGAGCCGUGGUCGCUGUGAAGCUGUAUAAUGAAACUGGAGAUGACGAACAGCUUAAGCUGGCUCAGCAGAGCUUCCACCUAGUGGGCAGUUCAGCAUCAGAAUGCGACACGAUCCCUGGUCGUCAGUGCAUGGCUUCGUCCUACUUCUUGGCAGGGCAUUACGAGGAGGUGCUGGUCUACCUAAACUCUAUCAAAAGCUUCUUCGUCAAUGAUGAUACCUUCAACUUUAACUACGCUCAGGCCAAGGUGGCGACGGGCUUCUACCGCGAGGCUGAGGAGAGUCUAUUAUCAAUACAAGACGAGGGCAUCCGCAACUCCUUCACGUUCCUCGCAUGUCUCUGCCGGUGCCACGUCAUGAAUAAGGACGCAGCUCUUGCCUGGGAAAUUUGUGUCAAGUCGGCGGGCACUCCCGACAGCUUCGCGUUGUUGCAACUGGUUGCUAACGACAGUUACCGCAUGGGACAGUUUCUAGUCGCCGCCAAAGCCUUCCACAUGCUCGACAGAUUGGAUGGAGGUCCAGAGAUGUGGGAAGGUCUUCGCGGUGCAGUCUGUGGGUGCGCUCAAGCCGCCGCAGCCAACAGGCCUAACUCUGCAGCUGAGCUCAGGGACGCGCUCGCUCUACUCAAGGGGCCGAGGUCCCAUACCCGCGCAGACAAUAUAGUCAGGACUAUCACCAAGUGGGCACAACAAAACAGGAUCCCUGUUUGACCAGAGACUAAGACGUGCAAAAUAUCGUAGAG